Trypanosoma conorhini is the source of this 2067-nucleotide messenger RNA. RefSeq lists its product as uncharacterized. NCBI's taxonomy places the organism in Eukaryota, Euglenozoa, Kinetoplastea, Trypanosomatida, Trypanosomatidae. The transcript has a single exon. The record is from RefSeq and is a predicted model, not a curated record. The annotation marks the transcript as partial.
AUGUCGACGCAGCCGCGAAGAUGCCGUUUGGAGAUCGCCGUCAAGCGGCUGCAUGGUCUUGUGAACAUGAGUUCCUCGGCAAGGGUCGUCUUUGCCGUGCGCUUCUCAAGCUUUCCAGAGAUUUUCAUCCGGCCACAAAUUGGUGGUGGGGGCGGCGUCGUUGAGCGGGCCCCCGCAGGCGAUCGUAUCCUCUCGCUGACGUACAACGUGUGCCACAAGGCCGAGUUUUACCUCAGUGACGAUGAGUACCGAAGAAUCUUCCCUGCGCAGUGCGUCUGCCGCGUGUACGACGAGGGACAACAGCAGGCGUCGUUGUCGUGGUUAUGCCCAUGCCCGCUGUCGACGGCGCCGGCGGCGGAGGCCCGGCAGCACAGCAACUACGCCAUGUGUGACGGCGCCGGGAAGACGAUGGGCUUUGCGGAGAUGUCCUGUCGCGUUGUUCCCGCUGAAGAAGCGAUGUUGCCGACUGCGGUGGUGCCGGGGGCCACCGCCACUUCAGUCGUCUCUCGCCAGCUGUCUUCACCCGUAGCAACUUCCAAGUUGACGGUCAAUGGCAAACCUUAUCUUAUUCGCGUGGUUCUGGACGGCGCGGGCGGGCACAAACGGAGCAAGCGCAGUCACAAGAUGAAGCAGGGGGGGCAUCGAGGUUCCUCGCCAGCCAAGCCGGCGACAUCGGGCGCUGGGGUCGUGGUCGAUGGCACAUUGCCGCAAAAAGAGGCGGAGAAGAGCUCACAGGGUCGCCCGUUGGAGGCUGCGGAUGCGCAUGGUCGGCGCAGAAGCACGUCUCCCGCAAAGAAGAAAACGCUUCUUCAUGUCUUGCAGUACGACGUGGCGUAUCAGAUUCAGUCCAAUUGUGGAACGCUCUACGCCACGUUGAAGCGGGAGUUUGCGCCGCUGGACGCAGUUGCCGUGAAUGAGAAGUCCAAACCCAUGACGGACAAGCUUGAUUGUGUGGUGCAGCGAAUCCUGAAGUCUGCAAAUAUUGUGAUCCAGCUGGCCAAUCAGAUUGCCGAGUCCUCUGGAACCGACUAUACAGACGCAUCCGUGGAGGGUAACGGACGUAGAAAUCCAGUAAACAAGUUGCCACUUCCACGCGAAGGAAGUGUGGCCCAUUUUCUCACGUACAACGUGCUUUUCCAGCUGCAGUGCCUAGGCACGAGCCUCUGUCACCUUACAUCGGCCUACCGUCAGCCACUGAAGGUGCGGCUUUCCACCCUGCACCGUCAGCAUCUCAAGUACAUCAAACACCUAUGCGUCGAGAUCCAAGAAUUGACAAAAUGCAUCAACAUUAUUGUGCAGUCAACAAUAGAUCGAAGCUUUGCUGGUGGGGAUGCUUUUUCAAAGCUCUCAGCUUCGGCCUACUCCUCGGACUUUACCAGCAGCGUGAGUAGCACCAGUAUUGCCCCCUCACGGUCCUCGUCCGGUGGACGAUCCUCAGUACAAAGAAGCUCGACGGUUGAAAGUGUUUCGUCGGCAUCCGUGUCAGGGACGAAGGUCUUGAAUAAACCCCUUCCUACGUUGACGAAUGCAACAUCGCGGCCAGCGGUUCAGUUGAAUGCCAACGAGCAGCCUUCAUCAGCGCCUCCCCCGCAGGGAUUUUCCGUCGCGACUCCCUUCCCCUUAUCAUCGGUUGAUAAUAAUAGACGUCCUGUACCAGCCACUCUUGACCCUAGAUACAGUUUUCCACCAACUACGGAGUUAAGAACGGGGCCGCUACCUUCGAAACCCCCCACGUUAACACCUUCAACGGAUGGAAUAGCUGCAAAUAGGCCCCCUGUCUCUGGCAUCACGACCAACGCCCUUUACCUGCCAACUGCUGCUCUCCCUACCUCAUCACGGCCGGCGUACUCAGAUACAGGCGCAUCGGGGGCGGUGACUGGUGUCCAACGACAGUCUUCCGUGCAGGGUGGGGGCGAUGUGCCGGUGCCUGUUCCCCAGUCGACUUCCUCGUCCGUGGGGGACGCAUCGGGGGCGGUGACUGGUGUCCAACGACAGUCUUCCGUGCAGGGUGGGGGCGGUGUGCCGGUGCCUGUUCCCCAGUCGACUUCCUCGUCCGUGGGGAACGCA